Lodderomyces elongisporus is the source of this 1665-nucleotide messenger RNA. It is a transcript of the gene MUP1, whose product is annotated as Mup1p. Gene Ontology annotation, molecular function: L-amino acid transmembrane transporter activity. NCBI's taxonomy places the organism in Eukaryota, Fungi, Ascomycota, Pichiomycetes, Serinales, Debaryomycetaceae. The transcript has a single exon. Bases 1 to 1665 code for a protein of 554 amino acids. The record is from RefSeq and is a predicted model, not a curated record. Gene Ontology annotation, biological process: amino acid transmembrane transport. Gene Ontology annotation, cellular component: membrane.
AUGGGAUUCUCAGAUAUAUACAAGUUUCUGAGUAAUAGUCAGACAGAAAAACACGCUGACUCUAGUGUCGACAACAGCAGUCAAUUGAGCUCAGGCUUGGAAGAAGGCGGAAUCGUGCAAACAGAUAAGAAUGUCAAAGAGAUUGGUAUCAUUUCUGCAUCCUUCUUGAUGCUCAACAGAAUGUUGGGUGCCGGUGUCUUCUCCACCGGUUCCACAAUAUACGCGUUAUCCGGUUCAGUGGGAACCUCAUUGAUGAUGUGGUUUGCAGGAACAGUUAUCGCAUUCACAGGUUUAUUGGUAUACAUGGAAUUGGGAACAGCUAUUCCUAGAAAUGGUGGUGAAAAGAAUUAUUUGGAAUAUAUGUUUCAGAAACCCAAGUUCUUGGUCACGGCAAUGUACGCCUCAUAUGUGUUUUUUCUUGGAUGGGCCGCAGGUAACUCCAUCGUUGUUGGAGAAUAUAUCUUGAAUGCCGCAGGUAAAGAACCAGGACAAUGGAACUCAAGAGGUAUCGCAUUGGCAGUGAUUACAUUUGCAUUCUUGAUCAAUGGUAUAAACGUCAAGGCUGGUUUGUUUUUGGCCAACGCAUUGGGUGUCUUCAAAAUCGUUAUUGUCCUAUUCAUCUCCGUUACUGGAUGGGUUGCUUUGGGUGGCGGAAUCAAAACAAAUAAUUUCAAACCAACAGGAAACUUUCACAAUGCAUUCCAAGGUGAAUCACCUUCGGGUUUCGGUAUUGUGAAUGCCUUGUACAAUGUCAUUUGGUCCUAUGUCGGUUACUCAAACGCCAACUAUGCGCUCGGUGAAAUUAAAAACCCUCAAAAAGUGUUGAAAAUUGCUGCUCCUGCAGCAUUUAUUGGUCUCGGUAUCAUCUACAUGUUUGUUAAUAUUGCAUAUUUUGCCGUUGUCCCCAAGGAAGAGAUUGCCUCCUCGGGAAGAAUCUUGGCGGCAUCCUUUUUCAAGUACGCAUUUGGAGAUCAAGCUGAAAAAGCCGCUUCCGUGUUUGUUGCCUUGUCUGCUUGGGCCAAUGUCAUGUCAGUUAUCUUUUCCCAAGGUAGAAUUAUUCAACAGUUGGGCCGUGAAGGUUCAUUGCCAUUCUCAAGAUUCUUUGCCACUUCAAAGCCAUUCAAUACACCAUUUGUUGGUUUAUUCCAACACUGGAUCGUUUGUAUUGUGACCAUCUUGGCCCCACCUCCAGGUGAUGCAUACAACUUUAUCUUGAAUUUGAUUUCCUACCCAUUGAAUGUUGUCAAUACCGUUAUUGCUGCAGGAUUGAUUUGGAUCUACUACAAGAAAUACAAGGGCUUGACUGAGUGGAACCCUCCAAUCAGAGCUACUUUGCCAGUAACGAUAUUCUUUUUCCUUGCUUCCUUGUACUUGAUUGUUGCCCCAUACAUUCCGCCAAUCAAUGGACAAAAAGUUUACAAUGAUAUGCCAUACUGGAUCCAUGCUGUUGUGACAUGGGGUGUGUUUGGAAUUGGAUUGUUUUAUUGGAUCGUGUGGGUCAAGAUUUUGCCAUACUUUGGUGGAUACCGACUCGUGGCACAAGAAGUGCUUGGUCCCGAUGGAUUCUGGAGAAACAAGAUUUAUAAGGUGUCAAAAGAUAGCGUUGAUGCUGGUGAAGUACCUGUCGAGGUGGAGGAAGCUAAAGAAGCUCAAGUAGUGGGGUGA